Molecule: messenger RNA, 849 nt
Organism: Phytophthora nicotianae INRA-310
Lineage: Eukaryota; Oomycota; Peronosporomycetes; Peronosporales; Peronosporaceae
Exons: 4
Coding region: 15-353 (112 amino acids)
Source: RefSeq, a predicted model, not a curated record
CCACCCUAGCUGACAUGCCACUCGAUGCCAAUAGAAAUAUGUCUGCCACGAACCAAGUGACGCGGACUACGAUCCAGCUGUACCGGGACUGCUUGCGUCUGGCCAAGCACAUCGGUGGCAAUAGCAAGAAGGGCCAAGCCAUCAAGGAGCUGGUGCGACGGGAGUUCGACAAGGGCCGCAGCGAGACGGACCCGGAGAAGAUCGAGGCGCUGAAGGCCAAUGCCGUCCGCGGACUGAGCAACUACCUGAUGCUGGCCAACUCGAGCAAGGACCAGCGGCUGCACGACGCCAUGAACAAGAAGUCGCCGCCCAAGGACGACGGCCCCGAGCAGGCAGAGUACCGGGACCUGUAAGUUAGAGCGGCUUCCACGUGCUAAAGCUUUGCGGUUUGCUCUGCAGUCCGCUAUCAAUCAACCUUGACCGCCGUGUCUAAAAGCCAGCGUUUUCGAUUGCCCUUGACAACGACGUCAACCUGUAGGAUCAAACCCGCAAGGAAUGUAGCUGCGUUGCAAUAACGAGAGGUUGACCUUCUCUGACAGCAGAGACACAUUGGAAGUGCCAACUUGACACACCCUGUGCUUGUGGCUCAAGAAUGCUUGGCAGUGCACAGUUGGUUCCAAUGCACCAACCGUGCAAGAUAGGACUGACGGAGAGUCGGACGCAUUUACAUACUAUAGAAAUGGUGUGGAAUCCUGAUAUCCACAGUGGGUAUCAGGUAGCUGCACUGAGCUUGAUAUCUGCGGCAGUCUGUAGGGACUACAUGUAGUCUCAAACUCGCAGUUGUACAUCCGCCGCAUAUAAUGUAUUAUCGUCGUGUUAGCAUGGUCAAGUCCUUUUGAAUGAGAUCAU